Molecule: messenger RNA, 1140 nt
Organism: Bacidia gigantensis
Lineage: Eukaryota; Fungi; Ascomycota; Lecanoromycetes; Lecanorales; Ramalinaceae
Exons: 1
Coding region: 1-1140 (379 amino acids)
Source: RefSeq, a predicted model, not a curated record
AUGGCUGCUGCAACGCUCUCAGCGCUGAUUGAUCCCACGAAGUCAGGCAAAUACCCAAUCAUUAUUGGGGAGGAUUUGUUGCGUGACGAACGCCCACGAAAGCGGCAGAGAUUCAGUGUGCAGUACAACCACACACCAGUCAAUUUGAAAGGCCAGGCUGCGACUGUCAAAGCUUCAUCGAUCGACGGAGAAGGCGACAACUACGAUUUAUCCAUAUCAAAUGAAAGGGAAGCUGGUAGAUAUAUAUAUCGUGGCGUUCAGAAGCCAUUAGAUUCCUUCGCUUUGGUCUACGAUUCUGCAAAAUCUUCAUUCAUCCUCGAGAGGCUGGAAGCAGGAUUCUACUUCAACCUGCGCAGCACUCCGUCAAACAAAGAUGCUUCCCGCCAGCAUCCACAGCUAGAGACUUCGAGUCCGGCAGAGGGCGACGACAACCUCUUUGGAAGUGAUCAAGACGACCAAAAUCCAGAUGAGCUUCCCCCCGACCCGAAUAACCCGUACGACUAUCGGCAUUUCUUUCAUCCCGCGGCCAAUUCCUCACCACAACCCUCGCGUAUCUCCUCUCCCAUGCCAAAUCACACAUUCGCGUCAUCUCCGCUACUUCGAGCCACCUCUCCCAUCCAGCGACCUCGCUCUGUCACUGAGCCCAAGAAGCCAUCAAAACCCCAACAGCGAUACCUUUCACCGAAUCCUAGAGAAGAGGCCGAUGCAGAUGGCGAGGACAGCGAUCCAAAUGAGCUAGUUAUAGACAUGGGUGACUCUGCACCUCGCAACAGCAGACCAUGGCGAUCGGCAUUAAAUGCUCUAAACGAGGGUGGUCGGAGCAGUGGACCCAUCAGUUUCAGAUCAGCUGCGAGUUCUAUGAGCCCCUCAAUUAGAGGAGAAAGCGAUCACGAAAGAGAUACGAAAGGCGAUCAAGAUGUUGAAGAGAUAGAUCUAGGGGAGCCGGCAGAUGAUACGGCAGGAGCAAAAGAUACAUCGGCCAACGACAAUGGUUGGGAUAAAGAGGGCGAUGAUCUUUUCGAAGCUGAGCUAGAGCAAGCCUUGGAGGAGCAGCAGGCUGAGAAGGAGCAAAAUGAGCUCCAGAGCAUCCAGCAGCAAAAUGUCGCAGCUGAGAGCUCAGAAGAGAGCGAGGAAGAGUAA